AUGUACUCUGUCUUUGAUCUUGGAGACACGAAUACAUCUAGAGAAAAGAAAAAUCUGAUUCGUCACUGUGAACCUGUAAAGCUGCGCUCUACUUCGAUAAGAAAGAGUCCAGCGAUAGAAAGAUCCAGAGCAGGUUGUGUUAACUGUAAGAAGAGAAGAAGAAAAUGCGAUGAAAGGCAUCCCAUAUGUGGUUUUUGCAAAGACAAGGGUGCUGAAUGUACAUGGCAAAUCAAAGAGUAUAUACCCCUGGGACUUGAACAGGAUCCGAAAUUUUCAAAAAAUACAACUAGAAAUUCUUCAGGCAUCGUCGCAAAGACUACGAUAGACAAAUCAAAGCUGCCUUAUAUUUCUCAUUUGCAAACUUCUCCAUAUAUUCAAGAUACUGGGUCCCAAAUUUUAGAAGACCUUGGAGAUCUGGCCCUUAGUCUUAAUCCAUUCGAAUUGGUAAAGAAUGCAGAUGAAAUAACUACCCCAGCUUCGUUUGACUUUGACACAUUAAUACCCUCACUUAUCAAACCUCCUUCUUCGACUUUUUCUAUUUACCUAGAUGACCGAGGGUUAGGCUUUUUGGAAUACUUCGAGAAAAGAGUUGCAAAAAUGUUAUGUGUUUCACCCGCCUCAUCUAACUAUUUUCUAAAGACUUUCUUUGCAAUGUCCGCUAGCGACGAAUCAAUACUGAAUGCAUUGGCAGCCUGGGGUUGUGUGUUUUCGGAGGGUCCUGAAAGUGCCUUAGUUUCGCAGUAUUUGAGCAGAGCGACUUCCAUGAUUAAUAUGACUUUCAUUGGUCUUGACAAAAAUGAUAAAUAUAGCUACUUUGUCAUAUUUUGCUAUUAUUUGAUCGCUAUUGGUAUUCAUGUAAGCUCUGGUGAUACUCUGGAGUGGUAUUCGCUUUUUAACCAAUGCGCUAAUCUAUUAAGGCAAUAUGGGGGGAUAUCAAAACUUCUACAAGACUUUCAAUACUCUAAUGACGUUAAAUGGCUCGUUUCAAAUUUUCAGUUCCAUGAUAUUAUGUCUUCAAUGACACUUUCGAACGGAACUUCGUGUUCUAUGAAGAUGUAUAAUGACAUUUUCAGUACAAAUAAAUUGUUGGAUAAGCCAGACUAUGGGGUCGAUCCUAAUCAAGGCUGUAUACAGCCUAUAUUCUUGUUAUUGGGAGAAAUAAUGAAUACAAGUGCUAAUUUGAAAAAACUGAGGCAACAUAUAGAUUCAAUGCUCGAUUCAUUCGAAAUUAGGGACCCAGAUCUAAUCCGUCAACGACUACUACAUUUCAAGAAUGUCGAAUCGAAGUACAAUGAGUUAAAUAGAAGCAUUGAAAAUUGCACGCCUAAUGAAGUUCAAUUAUCAUUAUUAGAGCCUGAAGAAUCAAAGCACCAUUUGGAACUUUUUGGGCUUUAUCAAUCCGUAUGUAAAAUUUAUGCGCUUCUUUACAUCAAACAGACGCAGCCGAAAUCAAGUGAGGUACAAAGUUUGGUGGUAACCUCACUAACCCUAAUAGAAUCCUUAUUAAAAACGUCUGUCGCAAGCUCAUUGAAAAUGGCGUUACUCAUCUGUGGUAUGUCAUGUUGUAAGAGUUAUGAUAGAAGAACAAUGUCUGAAAUUUUACAAAGAUUUUGCGACGUCUACCACGUAGGAAACAUAAAGAGAUUGUGGGACGUCAUAGCCAUAUCAUGGCGCAAGAACCCCACAGGGGACUUAUGCAUGGAUUGGGUAGAUAUAUGCGACGAAUUGGGCUGGAAGCUAUCAGUUUGUUAA
Messenger RNA from Priceomyces carsonii, 1752 nucleotides. It is a transcript of the gene UGA33, whose product is annotated as Uga33p. Gene Ontology annotation, molecular function: transcription cis-regulatory region binding; zinc ion binding; DNA-binding transcription factor activity, RNA polymerase II-specific. Bases 1 to 1752 code for a protein of 583 amino acids. Gene Ontology annotation, biological process: positive regulation of transcription by RNA polymerase II. Lineage: Eukaryota; Fungi; Ascomycota; Pichiomycetes; Serinales; Debaryomycetaceae. The record is from RefSeq and is a predicted model, not a curated record. The transcript has a single exon. Gene Ontology annotation, cellular component: nucleus.